UUGUACACUACAAGUGUCAAUGGAGACAAAACCACGAGCAACCCAAGAAAGAGCAACACUCAAGUACUCAACCGUCCUAAUUGGAAGGAAGGGCAAUGCAUGGUGCGACAAAGAAAUGGAAAUCCAAACCCUAAUCUACAACAAAUGGACAGCCACAGUCGCCAGCAUAUGGAUCCAAUGCACCAGUGGUUCUCUCUACACCUUCGGAAUCUACUCCUCAGCCCUCAAAUCCACCCAAAACUACGAUCAAUCCACUCUCGACACUAUCUCCGUCUUCAAGGAUUUCGGCGCCAACACCGGACUCCUCUCCGGCCUCCUCUACUCCGCCGCCGCAUCGACGCCGUCAGCCUCCACCGGCCGCGGUGAAAGCCGGCCGUGGAUCGUUCUCGCCGCGGGAGCGAUCCAGUGCUUCGCGGGGUACUUCCUGAUGUGGCUUACGGUCACCGGAGUCCUUCCUCGGCCGCCCGUGCUGGUGAUGUGCCUCUACAUCCUUCUCGCGGCUCAUGCUCAGACUUUCUUCAACACUGCGAAUGUGGUCACUGCUGUUCACAACUUUCCUAAUUAUAGUGGGACUAUUGUUGGCAUCAUGAAGGGUUUUCUUGGUUUGAGUGGAGCAAUAUUAAUUCAAAUUUAUGGGACAAUAUUCAAGAACAAACCUACGUCGUAUCUGUUGAUGUUGGCACUGUUGCCCACUGUCAACCCUCUGUUGCUAAUGUGUUUUGUAAGAAUCUAUAACACGAAUGAAGAAGACGAGAAGAAGUACCUAAAUGGUUUCUCAUUGGUUGCCCUGAUUAUCGCUGCUUAUCUCAUGGUCAUUAUAAUUUUAGAGAACGCCCUCAUGUUGCAAUGGUCAGUUCGUAUUUUUAAAUUUGUUGUACUUAUUCUUUUGCUAUUGUCACCUCUUUGCAUCACAAUCAAAGCCAUGCAGAGGGAAUAUUGUACAAUUUCAAGGAUCUCCUUUAUUGAGGAUGACCAAGUGAUAGAUGAUCCCAACCGGUUGGACGCAGAGAAGACAUACCCUAGACAAGAUCCUAGUGGUUAUCAUCAGCUGCCCGGUGGUGCUGAUCAAGAGACAGAUAUUAACAACGAGACUUUGCAGCAGGGAGAAAACCUGAAUCUGUUGCAAGCUAUUCGCACUUGUAACUUCUGGUUUUUGUUUGUUGCCACAGCUUGUGGUAUGGGCUCAGGACUCGCCACAGUGAAUAACAUCAGCCAGAUAGGAGGAUCUCUUGGUUACAUGGACUUUGAGACAAGUACUUUGGUUUCACUGUGGAGUAUUUGGAAUUUUCUUGGUCGUUUUGGAGCUGGCUAUGUAUCAGAUUACUUCUUGCAUAUGUAUCAAUGGGCAAGGCCGGUGUUCAUGGUCAUUACUCUUGCAACAAUGAGCAUUGGUUAUGUUGUGAUUGCUUCUGGUUUGCCAGGUGCCCUAUAUAUUGGUUCAAUUCUGGUGGGUGUUUGUUAUGGUUCGCAAUGGUCAUUAAUGCCAACAAUCGUUUCUGAGGUAUUCGGUGUAUUGCAUAUGGGGACAAUAUUCAACACCAUUACCAUUGCAAGUCCUGUUGGAUCUUAUAUUCUCUCUGUGAGGGUGGUUGGGUAUAUUUACGACAAAGAAGCAUCGAAGGAGGGGAACGUAUGCACUGGAACUCACUGCUUUAUGUUGUCCUUCCUAAUCAUGGCAUGUGCUACUCUUUUUGGAUCUCUUACUGCAUUGAUGUUGUUCUUUCGCACAAAAAGAUUCUAUAAAGAGGUCGUGUUCAGAAGGCUACAACAUCAUAUCAGGGAGUGAGAGAAUUGGCGCCACUUACAAAAGAGAAGGAAAAAAAAAAAAGGUACUGGGCAUUACAGCUGUUCGGGGUUAAGAUCAUUAUUCAUUUGAGAAUGCUUUCUAUACUUCAUGCGGUGAAUGACUCUUUAUUUGGGUGAGCUAGUAGUUACUCCUGCAAGCCGAAUCUGGUACAAACAUUCAAGAGUUAGAAGGCAACUUGUCGGUUAGCUUAUAUAUGCUGGUGCGGGGUGCCUGAUUGGAGACUCUGUAAAUAGGUACUCUCCUGCCUUGAAGUGAAACUAGUUGGAGACAAAAGCACAUCUUCGUAGAUUUGUAAAUUGUACCAUUAGAUUACACUCUUUUUUAGCUGUCUUAUUUUUUCAAGUUGAAAAUGUAGACGUCAAUAAGGUAGCUGGAUCGGUAGUUAUCCAUAAACUGUAAAUAUAUAUAUAUAAAUAUAUAUAUAUAUAGAGAGAGAGAGAGAGAGACCUAUGUAGCCUAUAUUCAUGUUGAAAGCUGCAAGAGAAUGACAUGCUGUAUUUUCUUUUCUUUUUUCUGGAUUGAUUAAUUUUAUUUAUAAGAUAAUGACACUUCGGUUGCAAA
Cornus florida is the source of this 2368-nucleotide messenger RNA. RefSeq names its product protein NUCLEAR FUSION DEFECTIVE 4-like. Gene Ontology annotation, cellular component: membrane. Gene Ontology annotation, molecular function: transmembrane transporter activity. The record is from RefSeq and is a predicted model, not a curated record. The transcript has 3 exons. Lineage: Eukaryota; Viridiplantae; Streptophyta; Magnoliopsida; Cornales; Cornaceae. Gene Ontology annotation, biological process: transmembrane transport. Bases 20 to 1786 code for a protein of 588 amino acids.